Messenger RNA from Paramecium tetraurelia, 2463 nucleotides. RefSeq lists its product as uncharacterized. The record is from RefSeq and is a predicted model, not a curated record. The transcript has a single exon. Lineage: Eukaryota; Ciliophora; Oligohymenophorea; Peniculida; Parameciidae.
AUGAAACAUAACAAAUAAUAGAGUCAUUACGUUCUGGACUUCUCAGACAUAGAAGACAUCUCGGAUAAUGAGUCAGAGAGUUCUAAUAAGUCGAAUCAACAAUAAUAAAUUAAUCAAACUACUCCAACUCCGAACAGAAUAGAAUUGCAGAUUCCGAAUAUGCAAGUGAAAAAAGAGACAGUCGAAAUUCCAUCAAUCUUGAUACAAGAAGAGGAAGAACCUGUAAUAAGGAGAAAGUUGGAUUUUUAAAAUUAACAAUGGUAGGUUAAUUUUGAUGAAUUGUCGGAAUAAGAUCAACAAGAGAGUGACAGGUCAGCGGUUGCUAUAGAAAUCCCGAGAGACCCAAGUCCACCUACAGUAGCAGUUGAAGAACCUUAAUAUAUUGAAUAAUAUUUUGAAGAUCAGAAUGUGAUUGAAGAAAUAGAUAUUGAAUAAGAGUAAUUGAAAAUGGAGUAGAGGAAGGAACAAUUGAAACAAGAUCUAAUAACUAAGAAACAUUAACAAUAAAAGCAGAUUCCAAAGGUUCAAUAGGUUUAAAAGGAGCAAUAAUAAGUCUAGGAUGUAAACUAAUAAAAAAAUAAAAAUUCUGAGGAUAAAUCAAAGUAAGUUUGUAAAUAGAAAUUUUAUAAUCCCAAAAAUUCAUUGAUUUAUUUGAGAUUAAAGGGGAGGGAGGAUUUAUAUAAAAAAUAAGAGUAUGUAAUAGAUGAAUAGACUAAACCUUAAGAUUAGGAUGAAUUAUUAGAAGGACUGGAGUGCAUUAAUAAUUUAUUGAUUGGAUUGUCUAAAAUUAAGGAUAAGAAGGUAGGUGUCGUUGAAAAGUAAUAGAAGAUAUUGCCAUUGUAGAUCUAAAAGCAUCGUUUAGAUGAUAAAGGAGAUCAUCACAAAGAGUCUAAACUUCAAAAGAAAGAUGAAAAAGAAAAAGAAAAGGAUAAUGAAUAAUAAAAAUAGAAUACUAAGGAUGCUCAAAAAAAGGAUCAAUAAAUAACUGAAUUAAAUAUUAAAUAGUAAUAGUUACAAGAAGCUCAAUAAGCUAGAUAGAUCAGACAUGAAAAGUAAUAGUAGGAGAAGGAAAAGUAGAGACUAUUAGAAUAAAGGCAAGUUUAUAAGAUUCUAACAAAGAAGCAAGUCAACUAGGGAUUAAUACUCUACAAGUGCUAAUUAAGAUAAAAGCAAAAGGACUCUAUAAAAUGGUUAAGAUAUUCAGAGAUUGCUUUAAUAAGCAAAGGUGAAAGUGAGAUCUUCAAUUUUGAAAAGAGAAUAUCAGAUCAAUUAUUUAUGUAAUUGCACAAGGCCAAUAUGAGAUCGGUGGUAAUAACUAAAUAAGCUAUGUUUGAUGUAGUAACUAUACAUUAUGUGAAAGAAUAAAAGGAAGUUGAGGAAGCCAAAUAAAAGGACAAAGGAUAAGUUGGGAAAAAUGAAAGGGAAAAUCAAAUUGUUGAAGAAAAAUAAAUCAAAGAGAAGAAAGCAAUACAAAAUAAUGAUAAAAAGAAGAAGAAUUAGGAUUAAUAAAAGAAUGAGGUAUAAUAAUAAAAGAGUGAUAAAUAAUAAUAAAAGGGUGAAAAGCAAUAAUAAAAAGGUGAUAAAUAAUAAUAAAAAGAUAAACAGUUAGAAUAGCUAUAGACACAAUAAUUGUAAUAAGAGAAUGAAAAAGAUUAAUAGGAUGCUAAAAGAACAAAAAAUAAAGUUAGUUAUUUGGAAAGUGAUGAGGAAAAGAAAGAUGAGGAUCUAUUAGAUGCUGAUUCAAUUUAAAUAUUCAAAAUUACUUAAGAGAGAUAAAGAAAAAUAGAUAAGAAAGAUAAAGAAUAGAAAUAACCACAAAGUAAUUAGUAAUAGGUUGAAGAAUAAAAAUAAAUUGAAUCAAAUGAACUAAAUUAAAAUAAUAAUAAUAAUUAAAAUAAGGAAUAAAAGAAAGUUAAGAAUCUGAAAAUAAAAGAAUGUCCAUUGAGUAGAUUGGAAACUAAUGAUGAAAUUAAGAAGAAAGAGUAAAUUAAUUAAAAAAGAAAAGAAAAACGAAGGUAAGAAUAUCAAUAAUAUUUGAAUGAAAUAGAGCAAGAACAAUUAGUUGAAGUUACUCAUUCAAAACACAAAAAAUAAUAAAAAGAAACAAAAUAAUAAGAAACCAAUAAAUAAUAAAUCAAAUCAAGUAAUAAAGGUUAAAAAAUCAAUAAUUAAUAAGAAAUCUAGAAUUUGGAUGAACAAACUAAUUCAAAAGAUAAAGAAGAAACUAAACAGUCUAAUUCUACAAAAAGAAUAGGAAGGUAAAAUACUAGAAAUCAUAAAUCACCAUCUCCAUCGAAAGAAUCGAUCGAACCAGGUUAUGUGUCUUCCAAACGUAUAUAUGAAAAUAGAGAUCAAAAGAAAAAGAGGCUCAAGGUUUUAGAAGAUGAAGAAUCUGAAUUUAGCUAACAAAAUGUCAAAUAGCCCCAAGUAAAAGAGCAAAAAAAAAGAGUUAGAUAAAAAUGA